Molecule: messenger RNA, 1013 nt
Organism: Acanthaster planci (crown-of-thorns starfish)
Lineage: Eukaryota; Metazoa; Echinodermata; Asteroidea; Valvatida; Acanthasteridae
Product: contactin-associated protein like 5-3-like
Source: RefSeq, a predicted model, not a curated record
UAAUGAAAGUGCCCCACUUACCUAUUGCUUUGGCAAUUUUAGCCGGAUUUCUUCCUUUAUGUCUGUCUGGGGAGAUAACCUCACAUUCCAACCGCUCCUGUAAGAUUUUUAUUGGCAAUUCUACAAUGUCCACGUACGCCCCUGUCGACGGCUACGUCUUAAAAAAUCACGUUGGGUCUAUCCAGCGUCUUCCUUCUCCAAAGGCGUGCUUUUUAGCGUGUCUGAUCGUCCAUUCGCGCCACGGAACGGCGAGAUGUAAGUCCGUGAAUUACUACUAUCAAGACGGCAGUCAGCUCUGCGAGCUGAACAACGUGGAUAGCAGGGAUUGGCCGAAGGAUCUCAUCGCUCAGGAAGGCACUGUGUUCCUGGAAGUCAGCGAUGACAAGACCUCGCCGACUUCGUUUGUUUCAUGUGCUGAUCUCAAAAGACGAGGUUAUCAGACUAAUGGUUCCCACAUCGUUGAUCCUGAUGGGCCAGGCCAAGGAGAAACACCUUCAGAGGUCAAAUGUGAUAUGAGUACAGGUGCCACCAUUUUGCAGCACGAUAGUGAGGCAAGACAGCUUGUUCACGGCUGCGAGGCUGCAGGUUGCUGGAUUCAUGACGUCACAUACUACCAGCCGAUGGAGUUUGUCCUUGCCCUCAUCAACGCGUCUUCUUGGUGCCAGCAAUUCAUCCAAUACGAGUGCUUCAGUUCCGUGCUUUGGCGAAGGAGUGGGGAACCUAUUGGUUGGGCUGUGUCACGUGACAACGGUCGGCUGGCCAAUUGGGGUGGAGUAGCGACAGGCACAGAAGGCUGUCAGUGCCAAUUCACGGAAGAGUGCCCAGGACGUAAAUGCAAUUGCGACGCCAACGACGAUGAAUGGCGCUCAGAUGAGGGAUUCCUGACCGAUUCUACCAAACUUCCCAUCGUUCGCUUACAGUUCGGCGACGUUGGGGGAUAUCGAGAGAAUGGCUACGUAACGCUGGGGCCGCUAACUUGUUUCGGGCUUGGCGAAGAUGACUAUGAACUUUAG